Molecule: messenger RNA, 4008 nt
Organism: Orbilia oligospora ATCC 24927
Lineage: Eukaryota; Fungi; Ascomycota; Orbiliomycetes; Orbiliales; Orbiliaceae
Exons: 3
Coding region: 1-4008 (1335 amino acids)
Biological process (GO): regulation of transcription by RNA polymerase II; silent mating-type cassette heterochromatin formation; rDNA heterochromatin formation
Molecular function (GO): zinc ion binding; sequence-specific DNA binding
Source: RefSeq, a predicted model, not a curated record
AUGGCUAAGAAAUCUUCAAAAAUAUCGGUGCAGGCUGGCCCGGACUCAGAAGCAGACCCCGUCUCAGCUGCAACACCCAGCAUAAACCCGCCCGAAAGCCAUGAUACUUCUGGACGAAAUGGGCACCCUGCCCUAAUGCCUAUGCGAUUGAAAGUACUAUAUAGCAUUGACGACCUGUUACCCAACUGUCUCGCCCGAGCGAAAGAUGUCGUCCACGUCCGUGUCGCCCAUCUCGACGAGAACACCCCAAUUGGAUUCGUGGACCUCAAGACCUGCGUCCUCAAUAUCGUUUAUUCGAGUCCCGAGAUUAUGCAUCACCAAGGUUGCGACUACUCUGUCUAUACAUACGACUACUCGGAGCCGGAUACCCCCAUGACAGGAUUAGGCCUUCUCUCCUGGGUUCUUUCGUUACCGACACUCAAUGGACAACAACCAGAUCCCGAUGCCAUCGAUCCUGCGCAGGCGAAUCGGUUAGUUACUGGACGGGUUCAGAAGAAUUUGCUGGGGAUAUAUGCUGGAGAUGUUAGGGAGACUCUGGAGGUUAGGAUGAGGCUGUGUAGGGUGCCCACGCUUCGACAGGUGGAUUACAUCAAUCACAUGAACCAGUAUUCACAGCUGGCUCAGAAUAUCCCGCCUGGUGUUGACCCGGCAAGUGUAUGGACGAAUGCCAUGGGACAGAAUGGGAUAGGUGGCCAAUAUGCUCAGCAGCAACAGCACGGGGUGCCCGGGGGUAUGCCAUACCCGUAUGUACCCCAGGGGGUAGGCUCAUACCAGCCAAUGGGGCAGUUCCAGCAACCCCCACCCGGCCAUAUAAGCCAACCCCCCCAAGGGUACCCCCAACCAUAUCCUCAAACCCUCCAGCAACCUUACCAGAACCAACCCUCCGCACCUCUUCAACAAUCUCACGGGACGCAGGCCCCCAGCCCGGCGAAUACCCAACCCCAGGGCACCCAGCAGACUGAUACACCAGAGGGUGGAGCUCCGGUAGCACCUUCAAUUGCUGAAGGACAAUCACCGGCGCCAUCAUCAUCACAGGUCCCACAGGCUCUAGAUAGCCCUGCACUAGCCAUUGGCAGCGGGGAACAGCAAAAGGCCGAGCCAAACACCGACUCCACCCAACCCGCAGCAAAGAAGCGCCGAGUUUCCACCAAGAAACCCACAGGCAAGCCCAGGGGGCGCCCCAGGCUAACGGACAUAAAAAAGUCAAACACCGAUGUUCAACCCCCGUCUCGGGAGGGGCUUCCGCAGGAUCCAGCUGCAGCCGAUGCUGCACCAGUAGCUAUAAAACAGGCGCCCACCCCUUCCUCGGUUGCACCCUCUCCUAGUCUAACUUCCGUUUCCACAUCCAACCUUAAUCUCACUUCUGGACCUAACACAUUACCUCCAGACUCUAAUGCUGGUUCUCCUCAUCCUUCUUUGUCUCAAGCUACACCCCUGCCACCUCUUUCGUCAGCAGCACCUUCACCAGCUACGCUUGUCACUGCCGUCUCCGAAGCUGGCGAUAUGACGGCACGACUUACAACCAUGUCACCACUCAAUGAGGAUAUUGAAAUGACACAAGAUGUUUAUAAUGAUGCUGAUACUGAGAUCGCAGAGUCACCACGUGACAGUGAUGUUGAUUCACUCUUCAUUGGAUCUUCGCCACCACCCUCUCACUCUGAAUCCGCAGAAAACAAUGAAACGUCACCAGCCCUAGAAACUUCACCAGUUCUCCCUCGACAACCUAGCAAGGGUUUCUUCCCUAGUCAGCCACGCCAAUCGAGUUUCGCCCUCCAAGAGGCCCUUGGUCGUGAUGAAGCUUCCGAGGACGAGCUAGCCCUUCCAUCCGGUGGUGGGCUUUUGUUCCCAACUAUCAAAGCAUCUGACAAGCAGGAACGAGAUAAGAGUUCGCCACCUGAGAAAGUGGAGUCGCCCAAGGAUUCCCCCAAGGAUUCCCCCAAGGAUUCUCCCAAGGAUUCUCCCAAGGAUUCUCCCAAGGAUAUCGACGAGUCGGCGUCUUCGACAUCGCAAACGGUUCUACCAAGGAAGCGAGGACGGCCACCAAAGAAUCCCGAUCUCAAAGCCGACCCAUCGAAGAAACAGAAGGAAAAGAAAUCUGUACUCAAGACAGAUCCUUUACCAUCCGAUGGUCCGAUCCCAACUUCACCUGUGGAGCAGAAACUGGAAAACAAGUCGAAAUCGAAGAAAUCGUCAUCAGUGCCCAUGUUAGUUGUACCUACAACGAACCUGCCGUCAGGGUUAAUUCUCCCAACACCCCUGCCGAAAGAGAAUGAGAAUUCGCGAAAACGAAGAGCUAGCGAUGCUGGUUCUGAUAAUGAUGUCGCCCCCGCGAAACGAGGCUCGACUACUGCUCUAGUCCGUGCACGGAUCGAACGUCAAAUGCUUGAGAAGAUUGCCGCUGGUGAGAUGCCUACAUACUGUAUGCACUGCGGAGCCAUUGAAACGCCAACAUGGAGGAAGGCGAAGGUUAUCAUGACAGAUCCUGACUCCGGCGCCGAGGUCGAGAGGGAAGUCACAUUGUGCAAUCCCUGCGGACUAUGGCAUCACAAUCAUGGGACCAUGCGACCCGACCAGUACUGGGAUAAGAAGGAAGGGGACGACAAACCUCCGAAGCCGAAGAAAAAGAAACAGAAGAAAAGAGUUUGCUUGGCCCCCGAAGGGUCAACAGUCGGGAGCGGGAUGGUUGUAGCACGCCAUCAUCCGUGUCCGUCGUCGCCACCGGCUCGGAAUAUCGGAGGCCACAGGGCGACAAGCCCUCCCGGUCCAGAUAGGGAUGGAGAAUGGGACCAAGUUGUCAAUAAGAAUCUUAGACGGAUUCAGUCAAGUCCCUGCGGACUUGGAACAAUUUCAGAACCCAUCAGCUUACUCAGCCCCGACCAGAAGACGCGGAGGAAACUCUUCCCGGAAGCGAAGAAGUCGCCUACUGGGCUCGAUGGGGUGCUGACCCCUGGGACUGAAGCAGGAAGUGAGAUGCGAGACCCCAAAAACGAGUCUAUGUCCCCGGUCUCACCAGAAGAACCCGUCGGCAGUCCUGAGAUGGAGAAGGAGAACAAUCCACCUCCAGUUGAUAACGCCCUCAUGGAACUUGACUGGGAACGGGAGCUCGAGAGGACAUUGAUGGAGGUGAACGCGGAAGUGGAGUCGGAAACACAAGAUACGCCUAAUGAAGAGACCGAGGACGUCGGGACUCAGAGCCCCGACGAUGAUGACGCACAAACACCAAGACCACGAACACCUGUUAGCCAGAUGACACCGGCUAACCCUGAUUUUAAGACACCAAUCAGGCUCACGCCGCUCCUCGCGAGCAUUAACGUUGAUAGCCCGUCGUUCUGGAAGUCUGGGAUGUUAGGAGUCGCAACGCCUUCUGGUAAGCUCGUUAGCGGACAUCCGACGCCUACACCCAGCAAACUUUUAAUGAAUAUGAAUAUGAACAUCGUCAGCCCAGCUACCGGGGAGAUUAUGCUCGAGUUCCUCAACGAAUGGAAUAAAACCGAAGAAGCCAUGAGAGCUAUGUCCCCGACCCCUGCUAACGGAGCAGAAGAUGAUAAUGACGAUGUAUUUUUCUCGGAGGUCAAUUUGCAAGCGGUUGAGCAGGAAUUAGGGUUGACGUCCGAAGGGAAUGCCAUGCCAAGUAGCCCACCGGCAAUGUUCAACCUUUACGAUGAAGAGCCAGCUUCGCUGGCCGAUGGAAUCAGUUCGAGUCUUCUCAGCGAUGUUUUGCCGACAAGCCCGGGGAACGCAACAACAUAUACUCUGGAUGUCGGAGACGCGCCUGCAGAUAAGGAAGUUGCCGAUAAGGAUAACCUUGAGGCUAUCGAUUUGAAUUUCGACUUUGAUUCUGCGCUUGUUGUUGACUUUUCGGACUUGGUCGCCAGCGGAGCAGCUGCGAAGGUCGCCGCUAUUACGAGCGCCAAUGCAGCCGCAGGUGGCACGGAAGGUGGUGCAAUAGUUGCUAGCGAAAAGAAGGAGUCUUCAGAGGACGAUAGUUCGUCUAGUGAAGGCAAGUAG